AUGGUCAAGUCAUCUGUGUCAUUCGCGGCGUCGGCGGCUCUCCUCAUGGUGGCUGCAAACGCCGCUUACCGGCCCAACGGCAAAUGGCCAACCAGCACGGGAAAGGUCAAGUACACGGAGCCGUACAUCAUCAAGGCCGGCGAAGUCUUUGACGGCAAGAUGCAGACGUUUGAUCGCUCCGAUAUCUCGUGCACGGGUGGUGAGGGUCAGAAGGACUCGGCCGUGUUUCUCGUCGAGGCCGGUGGCACCCUCAAAAACGCCAUCAUCGGCAAGCACCAGAAGGAGGGUGUGCACUGCAGCAAGAGCGACUGCACUAUUGAGAAUGUAUGGUGGGACGACGUGUGCGAGGACGCGUUAAGCAUCAAGGGUGGCUCGCCGUCCAGCGUGUCCACCAUCACCAACUGCGGCGCGCGUUACGCCGAGGACAAGGUGGUGCAGCACAACGGCUAUGGCACCGUCAAGAUCAAAGGCUUUUUUGCACAGGAGUUUGGCCAGCUAUACCGCUCCUGUGGCACGUGCGGUGACAUUCCUCGCACGGUGACGGUGGAAGACGUGUACGCUGUUGAUCCCAAAGUUAUUGUGACGGUGAACAAGAACUACGGCGACCAGGCCACUUUGAAAAACAUCCAUGUCAAGACAACCAAUGGUAAGGACGACGUGAAGGUGUGUCGGUGGUCACAAGGAAGCAAAAAUCCAGCAAUUUUGGGCAAUGGCCCGUCGGGUACGCUGUGCGACUACUCGGAGAGCGACAUUCACAUCAACAACAAAAGUCCUCAGACGGAACAGAGUAUCCCAUCGACUAGCGGUCCGUAUUCGGAAGUGGCCCAAUCUGAAAAAAUGAGUGAUGCGCCGUCGGUUAGCACGUCGUCUUCACCACAAGACCCUCCUAACUCAUCUACAAAUUCUUCGGAGACAAUAACUUCAGGAACGGGUUCGACCACGGAAUACAGCGACUCCGAGCAAUCGGCUUCGAGCACUGAUAAUAGUUAUGUGAAGCCGCAGAACAUCACUGACGAUGCGACGGACAAAGCUGAUGUUUUGAUGGACGAUGGUGACGAGCCGGCAGACGGUUUGGAGGCGACGGGUUCAAAAAUGGGUUUGACCACUGAAACCGGCGACUCCGAGCAAUCAACUUCAAGCUAUAUGAAGCCGCAGAAAAUAAACGUCACCAAAAAAUCGAAGGACAACGCCGCAAUCCGGAAGGAGGAUGUGGUCACGAAAGACUACGCUGACGAAUCAGUAGACACUUUGGAGGCAACGGGUUCAGAUACGGGUUCGACAAAGGAAACUAGCAACUCAGAGAAAUUGGGUCUAGACAAUGAUUAUAGCCCAACGAAGGAGAACGAACGUUUUGGACGCGACGACCACAGAAACGGACUCGACCGCAGAAACCAGGAUCGAAUUGGUUUAGGCAAUGAUUAUAGCCCAACGAAGUCGCAGAACGUCACCAAAGAAAAGAGGGAUAACGCCAAGGCUCCGAUGGACAAUGUUGACGAACCGGUAUACGCUUUGGAGUCGAAGGCUUUAGAAACGGGAUCGACUUCGAACCUCAGUGACUCGAAGCAAUUGACUGGUGUUAACCAAGUGGACCAACAGGACCUCGCCGACGAAGCCAUGGACGACGCCAAGGUCCCGAAGGACGACGAACCGGCGGACUACGCCGAAGUUCCCACAGGCUAUGAUGACGAAUCCGACGGACUAAGCUGA
This is a messenger RNA of Peronospora belbahrii, 1707 nucleotides long. The record is from the annotation of a GenBank genome assembly. NCBI's taxonomy places the organism in Eukaryota, Oomycota, Peronosporomycetes, Peronosporales, Peronosporaceae.